AUGCAACAUCGUUGUAGCCUAUGGGCUGCACUUGGUAUGAAAGACACGACUUUUGCCUUCAUAUCUAAGAAGCCGAGUGCCCCAGGUCCUAAGCGACAGGUGGAAAUGAGUGCCAACCUAUUAUCUAGAGCCUGUCCCCAGAUUCUGUUGUUCGUAAUUAUUGCAGUACGAUCCUCGAGCCCUAUUGUUGGCCUGAGAAACGAGGUGUCUAUUUCUAAACGCCACCCACCUUGGAAAACCACACCAAAUGCGGAAGCUGAGAACGUCGACGAUGUGAUAGGACGAGAUAAAGUAGUCAAGCACUGA
Molecule: messenger RNA, 306 nt
Organism: Penicillium hordei
Lineage: Eukaryota; Fungi; Ascomycota; Eurotiomycetes; Eurotiales; Aspergillaceae
Exons: 2
Coding region: 1-306 (101 amino acids)
Source: RefSeq, a predicted model, not a curated record